CUUAGACACCCAAGAGAAUCGGUGACGAGUUCAGAAUAUUAUGAUCCGGUGGGAAAGUUCAAACUGACGCCAGAAGACAUCAGUCUCCUCAGCCAAGAGCUGAAGAAUGCCCUCAUUCCCUUCAAUCAGGUCAAGAUUACUGGCGACCUUGGAGAAGGUGCAUUUGGCUGUGUCUAUAAGGGGAUACUCACAGAGAAAGGCGGG
Messenger RNA from Geodia barretti, 204 nucleotides. The record is from the annotation of a GenBank genome assembly. NCBI's taxonomy places the organism in Eukaryota, Metazoa, Porifera, Demospongiae, Tetractinellida, Geodiidae.